Messenger RNA from Schizophyllum commune H4-8, 225 nucleotides. RefSeq lists its product as uncharacterized. The coding region runs from base 1 to 225 and encodes 74 amino acids. The record is from RefSeq and is a predicted model, not a curated record. NCBI's taxonomy places the organism in Eukaryota, Fungi, Basidiomycota, Agaricomycetes, Agaricales, Schizophyllaceae. The transcript has a single exon.
AUGGCGGUUCAGAUUGCGUUUGUUUCCGACGGGGGUAUUCCAAUGCCCCUUCCCACGGUUGAUCUUCAAGCGGCCGUUCCCGAACGUUCCAAUUCGUCCUCCAUCCAGCCCUCUAUGCACCUGCCCUCCCUCGCUUGCUCGCAAACGUAUUCUUCUGGCCGCGAAUCGGGUCCCGGGUACCGACUCGCGCUGCGGCCCUCGUCACCUGCAAAAUCAGCUGAAUGA